AUGAAUUGGUCAUUGAUCAUUUUAGGCUUGGUUGCCUUAUCAAGCGUAGCUUUUGCUAAAAAUUCUUAUCUCGUUAUCGUACCAAAACUUCUUAAAGUUGACUAUGAAAAUCAACUUUCAAUCUUCAUUGCUGAUGCUCCAAAACCAGUUGAAGUUAAAUUCGAAUUAGUUUUUGGUCAAAAACAUCUUGAAUCAAAAACAAUUUGCAAAUCAGGUGAAACACGAAAUGCCACAUUAGCUCUUCCAAAAGAAUUUCCAGUUGGUGCUGCUGAAUUAAUCAUCACAGCUACCGGUGGUCUUACAUUUGAAGAACGACGUGAUAUUAUUGUCUAUGACAAUCGUCAUAUGAUGCUUGUUCAAACAUCAGCAACAGUCUAUCGUCCAAGUGAUAUGAUGGAAAUUCGUGUUAUUGCUACAACUGAAGAAUUUAUGCCAAUUGAAAAUGGUGAACUUAAAGUUGAAAUUUAUGACGGUCUUCUUAAACUUGUCGGUGAAUUUCCACGUGUUCCAAUUCGAUCAGGUCUUACUGAAACUCUUCGAUUCCCAAUUGCUGAAGAUGUUAAUGCUGGUAAAUGGCUUGUUUCAGCUGUUAUUGCCAACACAACAUCAUCAGUUGAUGUUCUUAUUGUUCGUCCAGUUACACCAUCAUUCGAUCUUAAAGCUAUUUUUUCACGAUUUCUUCUUCGUACAGACAAAAUGCUUCGAGGUGUUAUCGAAAUGGAUUGUGAUGAUAAUACACCAAUCUUUGGUCGUGCUAUUGUUGCUGUUGGUCCAAUCAUGGAACAAGAAAUGGAUUCAAAAAUGAGAAUGGAAUCAUCAAAAGAAGAAAAAUCAAAAACUGAAGAAUGGCGCAAAUGGAAAUCACUCGAAUUCGAAAUUGCUGGUCGUGUUGAAUUAAAUUAUGAUCUCUUAUCAUUAUUUAACAUUGAUAUCACCAAAGUUAUUGGUAUUCAAGUUUACAUUCAAGUAACCGAUCUUAUGUCUGGUCAAGAACGUAUCGUUCGUCAUGUUAUCCCAGUUUUCGCACGUGACAUUAUCUAUGAUAUUCGUCCACUUGAAUUUGAAGCUGGUACUGAAAAUGAAUUUGAAAUUAUUGCAAAACGCCCAGAUGGUAAACCAGUUAAAAUGGAAGAUAUGAUUGUUCAUGUUCGUAUGAUUCUUGGUGAUGAACAUGGUAAACAAAAAGAUGAAAAAAUUGUUGAAAUCAAAGAUUUCUAUACACGUGGUCGUAAUGAUAUGGGUUUCUUCCAUCUUACUUUCCCAGAAAACUGUAUCGGUGUUCUUAUGACAAUGACACCAAUCAGUGAAGAUGGUAAAGAACAUGGUUAUCGCACACACACUCUUCCACUUAUGCCAACACCUCGUCGUACUGGUGCUAAAUUAACAAUUGAACUUUUACCAUCAAAAGUUGCUCCACUCAACACUGAUGUUAAUGUUCCAGUCAUUAGCUCACAAGUCUCAACUGUUGGUCGCAUUUCAAACUUCUAUGUUCAAUUAAUGUCAUCAAAACCAAUUGAAAAAUUUGAACGAUUACCAAUGUCAUAUGUUCUUAUGACAAACGGUCGUAUCACUCUUACUGGUGAAUUUUUUAUUGAACCAACAAAAGAAUGUAAUUCAAAAACUGUUCGUACAAUUCGUCCAGAAGAACAAACACCACCAACAUGUAUGUUUAAUGGUACUUUACCAAUUCAUAUUACACGUGACAUGAUUCCAUAUUCAACAUUACUUGUCUAUACAUUCCAACCAACAUUCAAUUUCACUGUUGCUGAAUCAUAUCGUUUCGCAGUUGCUGGUCUCUUCCAAAAUCCAUUAACUUUAAAUGCAACAAUUGUUCCAUUUACACCAACUGAAACAAUUGUUAACGACUUUGGAUAUAUGAAAUAUAUGCAAAUGGAACCAAUUCGUAUUUCAAGCAAAGCACAAGACCGAUCACGUGUUGAACUUUCAUUUACUGGUGUACCUGAAUCAACUGUUGGUCUUAAUGUAUUUGAAUUCGAUGGUAUUUUACAAGGUUUAUCAACUGAAAUUACCAAAGAACGAUUACUCAGAUAUUUAACCACAUAUGAACAUGUCCCACUUUUCACCAUGCCAGUAGAAGAAUCAAUGGUUCGUCAUGAACGUCAAGUUGGUGAUUCACCAAUGGCUGGACCAAUGCCCGGACAAACUGGACCAAUGAACGGACAAACUGGACCAAUGAACGGACAAACUGGACCAAUGGGUGUACAAGGAGAAAUGAAUAUGCCAGGACAAAUGGGUAUGUCUCGACGAACAAUCAGUGAACACGAUGAAGAAAUGGAAAUCAACCGUGAACGAAUGGGCUAUGAAAUGCGUUAUCCAAUUGAAAAAAUGAUGCUUGGUAUUAACACAGCACAUACAUUACCAACACUUGAAGGUGAUGAUAUUUAUAUUUCAUCCGAUAUGGGCCGUCUCUAUGGUGAUAUGGAAAGUCAACGACCAUCAUCAACACACUAUCGUCGUAAACUCGAAAAAUCAAUGAAUCAAUACGAUGUUAAUGUUAAUGAUAAUGAUUAUAUUAUUGCUACAAGUAUCCCACUUGUCUUUACAGCUGACUCAAAACCAAUGCCAUCACGUAAACCCGAAGAAAAGAAAAAUAUGGAUGUUGAAAUUGAUUCAAAAGACGAAACAAUGUAUCAAAAAUCAUCAGAAUAUGGUACAUCAACAUGGUACGAACGAAUGAAUACACGAUUAAACUCAUUUACACCAGAAGCAUUCAAAUUUAUGCACUCAGGAUUAACAAUUGUUUCUGAUUUCGAUGCAUUACGUAUGCCAAUUGAAAUGAAACAUGAAAAUUUCACAAAAUUAUUCCGAACAUUCCGUGAUGAAUCAACAACAUUUAUGGAACGUCCAUCAUUCAAUAUGCGUGAUGAAGCUCGUGAAUUACUCGAACGAUAUAUGGUUGAAUCUGAUUUAUCUAUGAUGGUUCCACCAAUUAUGCUCGAAGAACAAGCACGUACUAAUUAUUAUCGUUCAAUCUUCUUUAACACAAGCCGUAUUGAAUCUCAAGGUAUGGGUAAAGUUGUUCUCCCACAAACAAAACCAUACUCAACAUGGGUCGCAACUGGAUUCGCUCUUAACGAUAAAACAGGUUUAUCAAUUGCUCAACCACUUCGUUUACCAACAAACCGUGGUCUUUUCGUUCUUGGUAACCUUGCUAAACAAGCUCGAGUUAAUGAACAUGUUCUCUUAUCAUUCGGUAUUAACAACUAUCUUGAAAAAGAUUUAACCAAUGUUAUUCUUCGUAUUCGUGCUUCCGCUGAUUUUGAUCUUUUUGAACAAUCAAAACCAGAAGAAAUCUUAUCAAGCAAAGACAAAGAUUAUACAUUCACAAUGCCACUUAAAUCAUUCGCUGUUGAAACACGUCACAUGGUUCUUAUUCCAAAACGCGCUGGUCUUAUUCAAGUUAUCAUUGAAGUCGAAUCUGAUUUCGGUGGUGAUUAUGAAAUUUUAACAAUGCACGUACGUGAAUCAGGUAUUGAACAUCAACGAAUUGUAUCACGUUUAUUCGAUUUAACAAGUGAAAAGAAAUCAUAUGGUCCAAUUGUUGAAAAAAUUGUUGAUCCAUCAAAUCUUCGUGCAGUUCGAUUCUCUGCUUCAAGCACUUUUCUUGAUCGUUACACUUAUGAUGCUAAAUUCCAAAUCAAACCUUUAGUUGGUAUGGAUCGUUCACUUUUUCAUCUUUAUCGUGCACUCAGUCUUCGUCGUUAUUUAAAUGAAACAUUCCAAACUGAAUCACCAUUAUUUAACAUGACAGCUGAAAACAUCACAGUCGCUUAUCAACAACUUCAAUAUUAUAAUGAUUAUGAUGGUUCAUAUUCAUUUAUUCCAGAAGAAGGUAAAAACUUUUCAUCACUCUAUUAUACAUCAUUAGCUUUUGGUGCUAUGAUUUCACCAAUGAUGCCAUUCCGUGAUAACGUUACACUUAACCGUACAUUAAACUGGAUCUUAUCUCGUCAACAACAAGAUGGUUCAUUCGAUUGUGAUGGUUUCUGUUUCCAUUAUCGAUUCUGUGCUGGUGAAUACCGUCGUGAAUCAUUAACAGCUUUUGUUCUCUAUUCACUUACACGUGAUAAUUCAUCUGAUUAUAUGCCAGAAUUUAUUCGUCAUCGUUUAUUCGAUGGUGAAAUGAGCCCAAUUAUGCGUGCACACCGUUAUUUAGAAUCACGUAUUACUGAAAUCAAACCACAUUUAUUACCAAUCAGUUUAUUUGAAUUAACAUUCUUACAAAGCCGAUUUUUAUCAAAAGAAUUACGUGAAAAAAUCCACGAAACACUUUUAUCACGAAAAUUAACUGUUGUACCAGAAGAUAAUUCAAAAUACUUAAAAAAUGUUGAUAACAAAAUGACAUUUGAUGAUGAAUUAUUAGUUAAUGCUAUGACUGCUUCACUUUAUGCUAUGUAUGGUGAUUACAAAACAACAUUUGAUAUUGCUCGUUGGUUGAUUAGCCAAGUUGAAGUUCACCCACAAUUUGAUACAAUCUUAGAUGGUGUUUUCUAUUUUGAUGCUUGGUUCAACAUUCGUACUAUGUUCUAUAAACACUUCGGUAUCGAAAAAUUCGAUGUUACAAUCGAUGUUUCAUCUGAUAGUGGAGAAAAACGACAAUUCAAAAUUAACUCAAAAAAUAUGGAUUACUCACAAAUGUUACAUUUUACUGCACCAGUUCGUCAAAUUACUUAUUCAGUUAAAGGUUUCGGUCUUGCUAUGAUUUCCAUCGAUGAAGUAUAUGUUCAAAAAGAACAAACAAAAGCAAUGGGACCAAUGCCAUUUUCAUUCACACAAGAAUUCAAACCAAUGUCAUGGUUCAGCGAAAUUAUGGCUAAAACAUGUAUGACAUACACACCAACAAGCGAACAUCAACGAUUCAUUAAAGAUACAUUCAAUCGUACAAUGGUUAUUGAAAUGCACCUUCCAUCAGGUAUGCGUGUCAAUGAACGUCAAAUUGGAUUCUUCUUAAGUCGUGUUGAACAAGUUAUGUACUUUAAAUAUGAACGAUGUGGUCAUAAACUCAGUUUAUUCAUCAAUGUUCCAUCAACAUGGUACGGUAAACCAAUCUGUAUGGAAUGGUGUCUUGAACGUUUAUCAACAGUUAUGUCAUGGUCACCAAUGCAAGUACGUGUCUAUGAUUAUCUUCAACCAGAAAUGGAAUUUAUUCAAUACUUUCCAAUGCAAUUUCAACCAAAAGUUCUUGGCUAUUCAUUUGUUGAUGCCAUCCAUGAACAUCGACCAAAACUCGAAUCAUUACCACUUUUACAAAAAUCAAAACAAGAAAUGUAA
Adineta steineri is the source of this 5292-nucleotide messenger RNA. NCBI's taxonomy places the organism in Eukaryota, Metazoa, Rotifera, Eurotatoria, Adinetida, Adinetidae. The record is from the annotation of a GenBank genome assembly.